GUCCACUCUCAUCAGGGCAGAUCCAAAAGAACGUACAUGUACAAGUGCUAUGCAUAUCAUCAUCUUACUCAGUCUUGUUUUAUCGUGCAUAUGCUAUGGCUUAGCGACCAGAAUGGAGGAGAGGAUCGACGAUCUGAUCAACGCAACGAUGGCUUGUUUCAACGCCCCUGCACUAACACUCGCCGUCGUACAAGGCGGGCAAAGUGUCAUAGCAAAAAGUUAUGGAGUGAUGGACAGAGAAAGCAAUCAACCCGUGUCAAAUAGCACGCUGUUUAAUAUCGCCUCCUUAACAAAAGCGUUUGCUGCCACAACUUUGGUAAAGGUAAUGGAAGAUAAAGGGUAUGAUUUAGAUGCUCCGCUGACAUCUUUCGAUGAACUGAAAAAUCUGACGUUUAUACGAGAGGAUCUCACGGCCCGAGUGACUGUCAGAGAUAUUCUAAGCCACAGGACGGGUCUCAACGGCUACAACAGAAUACGUCUCCAAAACAACUUCUCACUGGAGACCAUUGGGGAGAAGCUUAAGUAUUUCAAAAGUUCAGCCCCGCUGCGUGCGAAGUACUUAUACAACAAUCAAAUGUACGGGCUAGCCGGUCUCAUCACGGAGCGACUUACUGGCCUGAGCUGGGAAGAGGCGGUGAGAGCCACCAUUCUCUCUCCACUGGGAAUGGAGACCACCACUUUCAUAUCCACCGCCAAGUUAGAUGGACUGUCAAUUGCAUCUCCCCACUAUUACGAUGAUGAACGGCCCGGAGGAUUAAGGAUAGGCUCUUUGGAGUUUUUAAAAUCCUGGGCCCGCAAUUCUCCCUCUGGUUCCAUUUUGAGCAACUCCGUGGAUAUGGCAAAGUGGCUGCUGUUUCACCUAAACUCGGGCAAAGCUCAUGAUCAGUCGCAGGUUAUGCCGGUGAAUGCGUUAGAGGAGACGUACAGACCGAAUAUUGCGUGCCCGUCUUCACUGGACAAAUAUCUGUCCACUCCUAUCAUCCCAGUCACGUUCAAUAUUUCCCACUAUGGAUUCGGGUGGAGGAUUGGCAGUUACCGAGGUUAUCCCAUGGUAACUCACACUGGAUUAUCAUGGGGAUUCUCUUCAAAUUUGGUUUUCAUUCCAUCCAAAGGGCUUGGCAUAUAUUACACCUUCAACACGAUGCCUAGUUCACGGCUAAAGAAGCAGGCGCUGGGGAUGCUUAUUUUGGACCUUUUCCUUGGAGAACGUCCGUGGUUGAAUAGCUCCUCAGUUUGCUCCUUCCCUGCACCUUUUGCGGACCCUCCAAACUCGACAAAACCUACCAAAGCAACGCCAGGGACUUCGGAUAGACCUCUUAGGAGUUACACAGGAAAAUUUAAGGAGCCGCUGUAUGACGAAAUCGAAGUCAUUCACAAGGACGAGGAGAACUUUCUCCGCAUGUUCUACGGUCCAUUUGGUCGCUGGAAGCUGUACCCCGUUGGAGGAGACGAGUUCUACGGCGAAGGAAUUGGUCCUGCGUUUGUUCUCAGACUAAAUGGAGUAUUAUUCAAAAGUCUCUACGCAGAGUCUGGUGACAUAGACGCUGUAACGUUCGAGUCAUUGGAACGGAGGGACCCACCCAUAUUUGUUAGAGAGGCGGUGCGUCCCACUUCGAUUGCGUCGCGAAUGAAUUCGGUAUUUCCCGUCCUCGAUGUACUUAUUUUAUUGUUCUUAUUGAAAUAACUAGUACCCUUUGUGUGGCUAAAUGACUUCUUGAAAUACCCUGUUAUAAGACAAUUAUAUCAAAUUUCCUUUGAUUUUGAUUUGUAUAUAGGGCAUAGCAAUGGUCAUGAAAACAACGACAAUUUGAGAAAGCAGCCGUUGUCAUGUCCUUUACGAAAUUGCAAUUUUUUACCUGCAUUUGAGAUAUAUGUCUGCUGUUUGAUUAAGUUCCAUAUUAUACUUAACUGAAAGCACUAUCUUAAAAAAACUAUGAUGGGGAAAAACGUGUCUGCCCCUGGUGACUUCUAAAAUAUUAGUGCUUUUGUAGAAUGUGGCAGGUUAUGUUUUUCUAGUACAAUUAUUGUGACUUAUUUCCCAAAUGUUCACACCGUAUUUCUUAUAGGUUGAACAGAAAUCCUAGGGUGGCAAUAUUUUUUUCAGUACUUACAAAGUCUUAGUAAAUGAUUAAACAUUGAACUAGAGACUAAUAGCAUGAUUGAAUUAUAGACCAGAUACCGGUAUAGAUGUUACCUUACUCCGUAUUAAACGAAUGAAAAAAGUGUACUGUGCAUUUCUGCCAUAUAACAUUGAAUUUUUCUACAUCUUGAGAUACAGUGUAUUUUUUCUUAUAGAUUUUGUAUAUAUUUUCUAAAUAAAGUUAAAGUUUUUUUGAGUGACAGUGCGUCUUUCUGACAUUUUGUUUUGUAUAUGAAAAAUUUAAUGUGUAUAGUCAUGAUUAUAUUGGAUACAUUACGUUCAUUACUGUCAAUUAGAAUAAACGGUAUAUUACUGAAAUUUAAAUAUAUAUUACAGGAAAUUAACCAUGCUUCUACUUGGCGUAAGAAAUUUUGUACAAUAUCCCAAUCCCAAAGUAUAUGGUAUAUAGUUUCUACCUCCUUUAAUGCCAUUAUUGAAGCUUCUACAUUUAUCAUAUUUAG
Messenger RNA from Lingula anatina, 2601 nucleotides. RefSeq lists its product as uncharacterized. NCBI's taxonomy places the organism in Eukaryota, Metazoa, Brachiopoda, Lingulata, Lingulida, Lingulidae. The record is from RefSeq and is a predicted model, not a curated record.